CCAGGGAGUGGCAGCCUUGUGCAUUCGCGAUGGCCAUCGUUUCUGAUAGCUACAGGAUUUCCAGGGCAGAGCCUCGGUCUCUGCUUUUAAGAUAACGUAGCCCGGGUUCCCCCACAGGUCAGAGCAGCGUGGGGCGGGGCCAAGGUUGACUCCUACUGGGAGGAGCCGGGAUGCCGCUCCCGCGGUGAUGCAGAGGGGAAUUUGCUGACAGUCCCUUGCCAGGUGGAGCAGGCUUCACCAGGCCGCGAAAAGGGAGGAGGAGGACCCGCCGGCAGUCUCCUCUCAGAGCUUUGAAGGAACCACUUUGGUGGUGCGGAACUGGUGGUGAGACUCUGCAGGAUCACCUGGAGGUACCUCUUCCCAGGGACUGGUUGAGGACAGGAAGGCCUGGGAACAUAAUCUUUCAGCCUGGACUCUCACCAACACCUGCUGCCCCAGAGUGGGGAACAUUUCCUGGGUUUGACUGAGAUCCUUCACCAGAUCAGGAGCCUGAGUGUGCCCAGGAUGUCUUCCUCUUCAGAGGGCCCAAAGUUUCGCAACAUGACGGUGAAUGAGUGUUUCCAGUCCCGGAGCACUGUCCUCCAGGGACAGCCCUUUGGGGGGAUCCCUACUGUGCUCAUACUCAACCUCAUCUUGUGGCUGUUCGUUGUAGUGCUUUAUUCCUUCCUCCGGAAAGCUGCGUGGGACUACGGGCGCCUGGCUCUGCUAAUACACAAUGACAGCCUGACCUCGCUGAUCUACGGGGAGCAAAGUGAGAAGUCGUCUCCCUCAGAUAUUUCCUUGGAGGUGGAACGCAGGGACAAGGGCUUCUGUUCCUGGUUCUUCAACAGCUUAACCAUGAAGGACCAGGACCUGAUCAGCAAGUGCGGGGAUGAUGCGCGCAUCUACAUCAUGUUCCAGUAUCACCUCAUCAUUUGCGUGCUCAUCCUCUGCAUCCCCUCCCUGGGCAUCAUUUUGCCUAUUAACUACGUUGGAACUGUUCUGGACUGGAGCAGUCACUUUGGUCGGACCACCAUCGUCAACGUCUCCACAGGGAGUAAGUUCCUGUGGCUGCACAGCCUCUUCGCGUUCUUGUACUUCCUCAUCAACUUUGCCCUCAUGGGCCAUCACUGCUUGGGGUUUGUGCCCAAGAAGAACCGCAAGAUCACGAGGACACUGAUGAUCACCUAUGUACCCACUGACAUCCAGGACCCAGAGAUCAUCAGCAAGCACUUCCAGGAGGCCUAUCCUGGGUGUAUGGUGACCCGAGUCCACUUCUGUUAUGAUGUCAGGAACCUCAUUGACUUGGAUGAUCAAAGGCGCCAUGCCAUGCGGGGCCGACUCUACUACACGGCCAAGGCUAAGAAGACCGGGAAGGUGAUGAUCAAGAUUCACCCCUGCUCCCGUUUGUGUUUCUGCAAGUGCUGGACCUGCUUCAAGGAGGUAGAUGCGGAGCAGUAUUACAGUGAGCUGGAAGAGCAGCUGACUGACGAAUUCAAUGCAGAGCUCAAUCGCGUCCGGCUGAAGCGGCUUGACCUGGUCUUUGUCACCUUCCAGGAUGCCAAGACAGUGAAACGCAUCCGUGAAGAUUACAAGUACAUCCAGUGUGGUAUGCACCCCAAGCAGUCCUCAGUAACGACCAUCGUCAAAAACUACCAAUGGAGGGUCGCUAAUGCCCCUCACCCCAAAGACAUCAUCUGGAAGCACCUGUCCACCCGCCGUUUCCAAUGGUGGACUCGCUUUAUCGCAAUCAACACCUUCCUCUUCAUCCUCUUCUUCUUCCUCACCACGCCCGCCAUCAUCAUCAACACCAUCGACAUGUACAAUGUCACCCGCCCCAUCGAGAAUUUGCAGAGCCCAAUUGUGACCCAGUUCUUUCCCUCUGUCCUGCUCUGGGCCUUCACGGUGAUAAUGCCUCUGAUGGUCUACUUCUCCGCCUUCCUAGAAGCCCACUGGACCAGGUCAAGUCAGAAUAUCAUCAUAAUGCACAAAUGCUACAUCUUCCUAGUGUUCAUGGUGGUCAUUCUGCCCUCCAUGGGACUGACCAGUUUGAAUGUGUUCUUGCGCUGGCUCUUUGACAUCUACUAUCUUGAACAUGCAACCAUCAGGUUCCAGUGCGUCUUCCUCCCAGACAAUGGGGCGUUCUUUGUCAACUACGUGAUCACAGCUGCUCUGCUAGGCACGGGCAUGGAGCUGAUGCGCCUGGGGUCACUCUGCACGUAUUGUACCCGCCUCUUCUUUUCCAAAUCAGAGCCAGAGAGAGUCCACAUCAGAAAGAACCAGGCCAUGGACUUCCAGUUCGGGAGAGAGUAUGCAUGGAUGCUGAACGUCUUCAGCGUGGUGAUGGCAUAUAGCAUCACUUGCCCUAUAAUUGUCCCUUUUGGGCUGCUGUAUCUGUGCAUGAAGCACCUCACAGACCGCUAUAACAUGUACUACUCGUACGCGCCCACCAAGCUGAACCAGCAGAUCCACAUGGCCGCCGUCUACCAAGCCAUCUUCGCACCACUCUUGGGGCUCUUCUGGAUGCUGUUUUUCUCCAUCCUGAGAGCAGGUACCCUCCACACCUUCACUUUCUUCUCCCUGUCAUCCCUCAUCGUCUGUGUGAUAAUCGCCUUUUCUGGGAUUUUUCUGGGGAAGCUGCGGAUUGCCCGUAAGUAUGAGCCUGAGGAAGAAACUGAGACUGUGUUUGAUGUGGAGCCAAGCAGCACGACCUCCACACCCACCUCCCUUCUGUACGUGGCCACCGUGCUACAGGAGCCGGAGUUGAACCUGACCCCCGCCUCCUCCCCAGCCCGGCACACCUAUGGCACCAUCAACAGCCAGCCAGAAGAGGGAGAAGAAGAGAGCGGUCUGAGGGGCUUUGCGAGGGAGCUGGACUCAGCUCGGUUCCAGGAAGGGCUGGAACUGGAGGGCCAGAGCCACUGAUUAGGACUCCAGUCAGGAGGGCCAGGGGAGAGCCUGGUGGGGGGAGACAGGAAGGAACUCCCUUCCAUAGACUUUGAAAAGCUCCUAAUGGAGACAUCUGCCACCCUGUGGUCAUGUGAAGAGCCGGGCCUGCUGGAAAGGGCAGGAUGCUGGGCAAAUCUGAGGACCCCAGGAUGGGGUGGAGGAGGCACACACCAUGUUUCUAAGAGUGGUGGCUGAAAUCCGGAACGCAAGAGACGGGAUGCUAUGUGUUUUGCUGGGGUCCAGCUGGUGCAAGUAUGUCUAAGGGAUGAGGUAGGGAGAAGCCCCCUGAAAGCUUUCUAGGGGCUUCUACACCCCACUCCAGCUGCCCAUCGAGGAUGGUCGCUUCAGACCCCGGUCCUCCACUGCAGUCUGAGCAGACAAAGGUAUGUGUACUGGGCCUUGAGGACAAGGUCCAGGUGGCUGCUUCAUCACAGGUUUCCCUGCAGAGCAUAUAGAAACUGUACCUCACCCCCUGAGCAAGGGGCCACUGGGACAACCCUGGGAAGAGAUUGGAUGUUCCCUGUUGCUUUGCCCUGCUGUCUACUUAUAAGGGUAGUUACUGGGACAGUGACUUAAGCUCAUUAAAGGGGGACCUACAUGCAUGUGGUGAAGGAAACCAUGGCUAAUCCUUGCUGGUUGAUUCAAGGGUGUGUGUGUGUGUGUGUGUGUGUCUGUGUGUGUCUGUGUGUGUGUGUGUGUGUUUGUGUGUGUCUGUGUGUGUCUGUGUGUGUGUGUGUAGGAGGGCAUAGAGUCCAGGAAACAAGGCCUUCUCUCCAAAAUUGGGCCAUGGAGAUCAGACACACCUUUCUAAGCCCUAAGGAUAAAUUAAAAGAUCCCCAAAGCCUACAGGCGGUCACCAAGAACAUCCUCUGCCCCGUGUGUCUGAGUGCUGUGCCCAGUGUGGUCAAGACUGGUGACAGCUCAGGCCGCAAACUGAAGGCACUGGCCGCCUCCCGCCCUCACAAGGACCCCUCCUCCUCUCUCGGUCUGCCCUGCCUGGCCUCCAGUGUGGCACUAGCUAGGACGUUACAGAUGCUUCACACCGUGCCGUCACCCCAGUCCUGCCAGCAUUAGGUAGAGGAGGAGUGAUGGCUGCAUCCCCCAUGGGAAAACCCUCCUAGUGGGCAAGCUGCUUUACCAGAUCUGCCUCCGACUGGAGGAGCAAGCCUCGGCAAUGCCAGCGAUCAGCAGCUCUGCCUCUUUCUGAGGUGCUCCAGCUUCUGCCUCUUAGGACAGGGCAUUAUCUGUACUGCCACGAAGCCUGACCACGUGAACCAAGGGGUCUAUAGACCCUUGAGCCUCUGAAGCUCCUCCCCAGACAUCUGGGUCUCUCUUUGCUGCCCAUUAGAGAAAGGGCAGGUGGGUCCAUCCUCAUUCCACCUCGGUGUCUCCACCCAGGCACAUGGCUCCCCCCGGAACACAGAUCAGUUGGCCCCGCCUCUGCUCCAGCGCUGUCACCACCCGCACCCCACCCCCAGCCCCGCAGUUCCAAGCUGUACUCCAGGGCAGAAAAAGUUGCUCAGGGGGCAAGUAGUGCCACACCCCAGGACUUGGACCCAAACAUUAGCGCGGUGAUCUUUGUUGAGAGCUUGUGUUAGCUGGGAGAGGUUACCUCCAUUCCUUGUCAAGCUUGGAAUAACGGGGGAAUUAUGUACAGCCAGGCCCUUAUACACUCCAGGCCUUCACCCCUGGGAUUUCAUCAACCAGGGAAAGAACUUUCUCAUAGCAGAGUGAUGAGGUCCAACAUCCAGCUCUGCCCCUAGUGGGGAGUGACAGUCCAACCGGCACAGUGUGUAUUUGGUAUGGAGUGAUUUGGAGUGCAACCAGAACCUAGACCAGGGCCUUUGCUCUGGGCAUCGCUUGCUGGCGCCUGCCCCAGAUCCCUGCAGCCCUGUCUGUUCCUGCUGGCCCUCCCUCCUACCCCCAUCCACGGCGACCCAUGGAUGCAUCAGGUACGAGGAGUCCUACAGACAACAGAGCAGGAUGGCUGGAGGGUUCCGUCCUCUGAAUUUGGGUCAGAUGCAGCCGGGCUCUGAUACAAGUGUUGGGCAGUGAUAGACUCCACUCUGCUCUUGUAGGGGCUGCCCGCCUGGCUGGACCUUGGCUUUGCAAGGCCACCAGGGCCCAGGCCCCUUCAUCUUGCACAUGCAGACUACUUCCGGGCCUCCUCAGCACCUGCUGUACCAGCCCAUUGUUCAUCGUGCCACCCUAACUCACCCUCUGCUUUGAUCUCUUCUGGAGAGAGAUGCCCCCCCAGGGGACCCAGGUGACACAGAGCCUUUCAGAACUGACUCUUACAGGGCUUGGAGCAGCCUCACCCCUGCCUGCCUGUCCCUAAGCUGCGUCUGGAAGCAAAGUGCCUAUCAGCAGCAUUGUACCCUCUGGGGGCCCUGGAGCGGUGUGGACUAACCAUGGCCACUACCACUAAAGGAAUGUGCCAGAAUGCCGAACCUUCUUGUUAUUAAUGUAUGACUGUGCCUUGAAUAAAUUGUCCUCCUAAUCAA
Mesocricetus auratus (golden hamster) is the source of this 5432-nucleotide messenger RNA. It is a transcript of the gene Tmem63c, whose product is annotated as transmembrane protein 63C. The coding region runs from base 505 to 2904 and encodes 799 amino acids. Gene Ontology annotation, cellular component: plasma membrane. Gene Ontology annotation, molecular function: calcium-activated cation channel activity. The record is from RefSeq and is a predicted model, not a curated record. The transcript is spliced from 24 exons. Lineage: Eukaryota; Metazoa; Chordata; Mammalia; Rodentia; Cricetidae.